UUUCCCCAUAAAUGAGAAGGCGCGACUCUCCCCUCCACAACAUCCUUCUCCUGUGACAACUGCGCGUCUGAUAUUUACCUGCCAGCCAUGGACCCCAAAUGUAACUGCGAGAAUGGUGGCUCUUGCACCUGUUCAGGCUCCUGCAAAUGCAGGUCGUGCCAGUGCACCUCCUCCAAGAAAAGCUGCUGCUCCUGUUGCCCAGCAGGAUGUGCCAAGUGUGCUCAGGGCUGUGUCUGCAAAGCCCCCCAGACUAAGAGUUGUAGCUGUUACCAUUGACGUUCCCACAUCCCUUUGCCUGUAAAUAGAAGAAUUUGUACGGACCUAAAUUUUAUUUUCAUACGCCAUGGAUGUCUUCUAAUGUUUUUCUAUGAAAUGUAUGAAUUAAAAUAAACUUGAUAAAUACCUUUA
This is a messenger RNA of Dromiciops gliroides (monito del monte), 408 nucleotides long. RefSeq names its product metallothionein-1E-like. Gene Ontology annotation, molecular function: metal ion binding. Bases 88 to 276 code for a protein of 62 amino acids. The record is from RefSeq and is a predicted model, not a curated record. The transcript is spliced from 3 exons. NCBI's taxonomy places the organism in Eukaryota, Metazoa, Chordata, Mammalia, Microbiotheria, Microbiotheriidae.